This is a messenger RNA of Colletotrichum graminicola M1.001, 7050 nucleotides long. RefSeq lists its product as uncharacterized. The transcript has 3 exons. Lineage: Eukaryota; Fungi; Ascomycota; Sordariomycetes; Glomerellales; Glomerellaceae. The record is from RefSeq and is a predicted model, not a curated record. Bases 1 to 7050 code for a protein of 2349 amino acids.
AUGAAUUCGCAAGAGCCAGUCGAUUACUGCCCUUACCGGCAGAACCUUGAUUGGGGCCAUGUCCAAACCCAGGACUUCUCCAACGUCAAGUACUUUCAACCUUCAGAUUCCGAAUUGGAAAAUGAUGGUGACGUAUAUGCCAAUGGCGUAAAAUACCCCUCACAACCUGCCCAGGCCGCCAGCAGCAGCAGCAAGAAGAGCAAGAAAAAGUCCAAGAAAGAUAAGAAGGCAUCGCAAACCGCUUACGAAGAGCCUCCAGUUGCUCCCCCCGAAAUCCCUACGCCAGAACCGCCUCAGGACACCGGCGUAGCGGAAGACGAGUGGCCGACGGCAACUACCAAGAAAGACAAGAAGAAGAAGAAGAAGAGCAAAAAGGAAGAAGCCGCUGUUGCUUCUCCGCCUCCUCCGCCCCCUCCGCCUGCAGAACCAGAGCCUGAACCAAAGCUUGAGCCUGAGCCCGAGCCCGAGCCCCAACCCGAGCCGACACAGGAGAAAGAAGUUACUGUCGAGGAGACCCCGACGUCUCCGGUUAGGGCGAAAGAAUCUCCGAAAAAGGACAAGAAGGACAAGAAGAAAGAUAAAAAGAAGAAGAAGGGCAAGGGUGGCAAAGAGGCCGAGCCAGAGCCGGCCGAGAGCUCUCAAUCGACUCCUCCCCCACCACCGCCGGCGCAGGCUGAGGCAAAACCACCAAAGAUGGAUGAGCCUAUAGCACCGCCUCCCGAAGCUGUAGUCAACACUAAAGAGGGUGCUUCUGCCGUCGAUCCCGCGGCUGAGACCGCCCCACCUGCCGACAGGAGUGUCGACAAGAAUGAGAAGACGGGUGCAUCAGCGACAGCCGCCGGAGCUGUCGCUGUAGCUGCCGCGGCAGCAACAGCGGCUGCGGUAGCAAGCACUGACGAAGAUCCCGCUUCUUCUGCCGCUGUUGCAUCGGUAGAAGACAAGGAAGAUACCUCGGGCGAUGCCCCAGCUGCCUCGCCAGAACAGCCGGAGACAACACCCGAGGCAGCUGAACCUGAACCUGCAGCUCCCAUUGAGGAAGCUUCUACGGAACCGCCGGCACCGGAAGCAGCAGCAGAUGCUGCCGAGGCUCAAGUCGAUGAUACAACACCAUUCGAAGCAUCUCCUGAGGCCGUGGGAGACUCGGAGGCCGAAAAGCAGGCGGGUGAUGAGCCCGAAGGUUCUGCACCUGCUGAGGCUACCCCCGUAACUCCAGAUGACACGCCCGAGGAGCCCGAAGCCGAAGCGCAGGCAACACCGGAUCCUCCAACGGAGGCCCUGGCUGACGAUGACAAGCCCGGCGAACCUGCUCCCACAGAGGUAGCGUCUGAAGCUCCUGCUGAGGCCGUGGCCGAGGUCUCCGCUUCUCCGGAAGAGCCAACAAGCGAAACCGUGACAGAGCCGGCUGCGGAGGAGCCUACACCUGCCGCAGAGCCUCCGGCUGAGACACCGGCCGAAUCCAAACCAGAGGAGUCCGCGCCUGCCGGGGAGGAAGCCGCUGAUGCACCGGACGUCGGCACCUCCGUGGUCGAGUCGGCUGAUGACGUGCCAGCCGAAUCCACGGCCGAUGCUCCUGUCGCCUCGGAAGAGGAGACGGCCGAGGCAUCCGUCGAGGACAAGCCAGGAGACGCUGCCUCUGUAGAGGAACGGGCCACCGAAAUCCCAACAGAGACAAAAACGGAGGAUGCCGCCCCUGCAGAGACAGCAGCGCCUGCCUCGGCCGAAGCCGAGCCUGUUAAGCCGGCGCCUGUAGAACCGGUUGCCGAAGCUUCGGAUGAGGCCAAGCCGGAAGAGUCCACUCCUGAAGAGGAAUCCGCAAAGGAUGCCAUCGCCGACGCUCCGGUUGAGGUCGCUGCAGAGGACGCUGCGCCUUCUGCCGAACCAGCCGUUGAUGCUCCUGCUGAUGCUCCUUCUGAUGCUCCUGCCGAGGCCCCUGCUGAUUCUCCAGCUGAGGCUCCUGCUGAAGCUGCCGCAGAUGCUCCAGCUGAGGCUCCUUCUGAUGCUCCUGCCGAGGCUCCUGCUGAUGCUCCUUCUGAUGCUCCUGCCGAGGCUCCUGCUGAUUCUCCAGCUGAGGCUCCUGCUGAAGCUGCCGCAGAUGCUCCAGCUGAUGCUCCUUCUGAUGCUCCUGUUGAAGCUGCCGCAGAUGCUCCAGCUGAGGCUCCUGCUGAAGUUGCUGCAGAUGCUCCUGCUGAAAUCAAGUCCGAAGAAGCUGCCUCUGAGGAAGCAUCAACAGAAAUCGCCCCUGAAACUGUCGCCCCUGUUGAGGAUACAGCAGAGGAGGCAUCCGAGACUAAGACGGAUGACAGUCCUGUAGAAGCGCCGGCACCGGGGACUGAGGAGCCGGCUCCAGCCGAACCCUCAACCGAAUCUUCCAACGAGCCGGUGUCAGCAGAGAACUCAUCGGCUGAGCCGGCUUCGACCGACGCAACAUCAGAUCCAGCAGAGGCCACCCCCGAAUCCACCAAAGAGGAGGACGCAACUGAUCCCAAGAUUACAGAGGCCGAAGCAGCUGCUACCGAUGACACUCCAGCUUCUGAGGUUGUUGAAGCUCCUGUACCUGCGGCAGUCGAGGAGCCAGAGUCCACUGUCAAUGCAGAACCAUCGAUCGAAGCUCCGGCUACGGAGGAAGUUCCUGCUCCCGUAGAUGAGGAAAAUACUGAAAUUUCUUCCAAAGACGGUGUUCCUGAACCAGCAGCUGAAGAGCCAGAAGAUGCAGCUCCCGCUGAGAAACAGGCGGAGGUGUCUGCAGACGACCAAGCCAAGCCUGAAGAGCCGGCAGCGGCUGAGCCAGAGAUUGACUCCGGAACAUCGGAAGAAGCGCCCGCGGCUGAUACUCCCGUCGAGGCGCCUACCGCUACAGACACUCCGGCCGAUGGUCCUUCUCCCACGGAUCCAAUUGAAUCAAAGGAGGAUGCAGCAGCUACCGAGACUGAACCCGCAGCAUCUCAAGAGGAUGGCGCUGCCACUGAGCAAGACGCCAAGGCGGAACCGGAAGUGGCUGCACCUGAGACAGUCGAAGAUGAGGCCAAGCCUGAAGAUGCACCCACUGCUGCAGAGCCAGCGACAACAGAAGCAGUGACACCAGCUUCUGACGCCGGGGACGAAAAGAAUGAGACGCCCGCUGCCGCUGCCGAAGUUUCCGAGGAACAAGACGUCGCUCCGGCUACGGAGACCACGCCUGUGGACAAGUUAGCUCAAUCAGACGACGCACCUGCAGCCAGCAACCCGACCGAUACGCCGGCCGAAGCAGCACCUGAUUCUACGGAUGUCACUGAAGUUGUUCCCGAGCCUACAAAGACAGACGAACCGGAGAUUAUCAAGGAAUCCGAGUCUGCGCCCGAGACUCAUGCUUCUAAGGAGCCCGAAGCCGAGUCUCCCGCGCCUCUUGAAGCUGGAACCGAGACUGGGGCUCCUAAUGAGGCAGAUUCAGAUGCUCCAGCCGAGACGGCAGCAGAUGCUUCUGGGCCAGCGGAAUCAGAACCUCCCAAGGCAGAGGAAAUCGAGACUCCUAAGACCGAUGUCGAAGAGCCCAAGGAGACCAUUCCCGAACCGGCUGAGGAGGAGCCUGUUGCCCCCCAAGAGCACAAUGCAUCGCCUGCUUCAGAAGCCGAACCGGAGGCACCCAAGACGGAAGAGCCCGAAGCAGUCAAGGAUGAGCCGGACGCUUCCAAGGAAGCUGAGGCCGAAGCCCCCAUAGAUGCUGCUCCCGAAGCGGAUGCGGUACCAACUGCCGAUGCCGCGCCCGAGGCCGUUUCAGAGGCUGCUUCUGAAGUUACCCCUGAGGCUGCUACCGAAGGCGAGGCUCCAGCUCCUGCCAAUAUUGAAGAUAGCGCCGAGCCUGUGGCGGAACCCGCCACGGAACCCGACGCUCCCGAGGAAGCGACGCCAGAGGCUGAGCCCGAGGCCAGCAAGGAACCCGAAGCUGUAGCUGAAGUCGAAGCAGAAGCUCCUAAGGAAGCUAAAGCUGAACCUGAGCAUGCUGCCGAGCCUGCUGCUGAACCUGCUGCCGAGACUCCCGUCGAAGCUGCUGUUGAGCCUGCUGUUGAGCCUUCCGCUGAGCCUGUCGCUGAGCCUGCUGCCGAACCUGCCGCUGAGCCUGCCGCUGAGCCUGCUACCGAACCUGCCGCUGAGCCUGCUACCGAACCUGCCGCUGAGCCUGCCGCUGAGCCUGCUGUUGAAUCUGUCGCUGAGCCUGCUGCCGAGCCUGUUGCCGAACCUGCUGCCGAGACUGCCGUCGAAGCUGCCGCUGAGCCUGCCGCUGAGCCUGCUACCGAACCUGCCGCUGAGCCUGCCGCUGAGCCUGCUGUUGAAUCUGUCGCUGAGUCUGCUGCCGAAGCUGUCGCUGAACCUGCUACCGAGACUGCCGUCGAAGCUGCCGCUGAGCCUGCCGCUGAGCCUGCUGUUGAAUCUGUCGCUGAGCCUGCUGCCGAGCCUGUUGCCGAACCUGCUGCCGAGACUGCCGUCGAAGCUGCUGUUGAGCCUGCUGUUGAGCCUUCCGCUGAGCCUGUCGCUGAGCCUGCUGCCGAACCUGCCGCUGAGCCUGCCGCUGAGCCCGCAGAGGACGUCACAGAUUCUGGAGUCGAAACAGUCGAGAAGGAGCCCGAUUCAUCAAAGGCUGCCGACGUCGAGGCCGAUACACCUAAGCCGGAGGAAAGCGAAGCCCCAAAUCCCGAUUUCGCGGAUGCCUCUGCAGAUGCAGCCACCGCAAACGACGCAAUUGUCUCUACAGAAGGUAUGGAAGGUUACGAAAUCAUCAGUGACGGCAAAGAAUUCAGCUUCACCGUAGACAUUCUCUCCUCCGGGACCAAAGAUACUAAAGAAGAGACAGAACCAGCCGCCGAAACCGAAGAAAAGCCUGAAGAAACCAACCAUGAAGAGGCAACGUCUCAUUCUUCGCCAGAGGAGCACAUCACUACCGCUGAUGAAGUCGAGGACAAUGUAGAGGCCGUUGAGACACCUGACGAAGCUUCUGUGGAUGCUGCCAAGCCUGAGACCGAAGCCGCCGAGGCUGGCGCUGCGAUUGAGCCUGAGGAAGCCGACACAUCUGUGGGCGAAGCCAAGGAGCCUGAACAGGAAGGCACCGCUAUUGGUACUGACACAGUCGAAGAUGCUAAGACCGCGUCCCCGGAGCCAGAAGCAGAGCCAGAGCCUGAAACUUCCACUGAAGCGGCCCCGGAACCGACAACCGAGACAGAGGAUGCCGCGCCUGAUGCAAAGUCUGCUCCAGAGCAGGCUCCAGAAACCAAGGAUGCUGAACCAGAGCCAACUUCUGACGCGCAAACCUCGGAGCCGUUGACUGAGCCAAUCCCGGAGUCCGACCAAGCAGCCGAGCCCUCCGCUCCAGUUACUGGAGAAGGGGAAGCGAAUGUGCCAGAGCAGGAGACAACACCAGAGACUACAGAAGCCGCGGAGGUUAAACCCGAGGUUAAUGCAGCUCCUGAGGCCGGGGCUACGGAGCCUGAAGCGGCGGAUGCAUCUGUAGAACCGGCACCGGAAGCAGAGGCUACUGCAGAAGACGAAGAACCUAACACUGAGGCCAAGGUUGAAUCUAAUGAGCCUGAGCCUGAAGCCGCAGCCGAGUCGCCGGAACCAGCACCCGUGGCCGAAGAGACCAAUGAAGUCGAGGCUGAUCCUACUCCGGAGUCAAAGGACGCCGAAGCUGAACCAGCUCCUGAGACGAAAGAAGCCGAGCCCCCGCUUGAAGCCAAGGAUCUCGAGGCAGAGGCAGAGGCACCUGUCGAUGCGGAGUUGAAGGAGGCAGCACCUGACUCUGAGGCCGCAGCUGAAGAAGACAAGACUGCCGAGGCCGAAACAGCUCCUGACGCAAAGAACCCCGAGUCUGAGGUUGAGGCAGCGUCGCCAACAGAUGUCAAAGAACCCGAAUCCGAGCCUGUACUGGCGGAAGACGCAUCUGAGGCUCAAGAUCCUGAACCCGCUGCCGAGCCUGCCGCCCGGCCUCCGGCUGAGAACGACGCCAUUGUUGAAGCUAAGGGACCCGAGCUUGAGCCAGCUGUCGCGCAAGAAACCCCCGAAAUCAAACCCGAGGAGCCCACCACCGAAGUUGAAGCGGCUCCAGAGGCCAAUGAUCCAACACCUGAGCCUGCGGCGGUCGCCGAUGCAGAGCCCAAAGAGGCGGAUGCGGAUGCAGAAACUUUGGCCCAAGACACAAAGAGUACUUCCGCUCUAGAAGAGACUCCUGACGCCAAGGACGCAGAGACAGAGACCCCAGCAGCUGCUGAAGAUGUCACAGAGCCUGAGACUGCUCCCACGAAACCUGAGGCAGAAGACUCUGGGGAGCCAAAACCUCAGACCGAUGUUGUCGAGGAGACAAAAGAAGCAGACGCCGAAGCACCUGCUGCUAUUGAGGUAGCUGUCCCGGAAGCCGAUGAAGUGCCGGUAGAUGCCCCUACUGCAGCGGAAGAAACUACGGCGACAGAGUCUGCCCUAGAAGCUGAAGAGCCGGAGCAGGUGCCAGAGCAGGUGCCGGAGCCAGUUUCCGAAGAGCCUAAUCAGCCGGAGCUUGCCGAAACAGUUACAGAAGUCGAAAAGGCUGCUGUUGUUGAGGAGACGUCGGCACCAGAGCCUGAAUCUGCUAAGGAACCGGCAUCUACCGAACUCGAGGUUCCUGCUGAGCCUGAAGCCCCUGCUGAGCCCGAAGCUCCUGCUGAAGUAGCUGAUACUGAACCUGAACCUGAAGCUCCUGCCACCGAGCCAGAAGCAGAAGCACCUAAGUUCCUGCUGAGCCAGAAGCAGAAGCUCCUGCUGAACCGGAAUCUACUCCUGCUGAGCCAGAAGCAGAUGCUCCUGCUGAACCGGAAGCUACUCCUGCUAAGACAGAAGCAGAAGCUGCUGCUGCUGAACCUGAAGCAGAAGCUCCUGCUGAGCCAGAAGCAGAAGUUCCUGCUGAGCCAGAAGCAGAAGCUCCUGCUGAACCGGAAUCUACUCCUGCUGAGCCAGAAGCAGAAGCUCCUGCUGAACCGGAAGCUACUCCUGCUAAGACAGAAGCAGAAGCUGCUGCUGCUGAACCUGAGGCAGAAGCUCCUGUUGAGCUAG